AACCCGCCCUGCCCCUGCCCUGCCUGAUAAAGGCCCCGGGCUGGCCAGGAUCUCCAGCCCCUGCUGACAGCGCCUGAUCCAGAGCACCCCUCCGACCCCGCUAUGAGGCUCCUGCUGUCGCUCCCGGUCCUGCUGGUGGCCCUGUGCACGGUGCUGGAAGGCCCAGCCCCGGCCCAGGCAGCCCCCGACUUCCAAAAGACCCUGGAAACCAUCCCAGAAAAGCUGAAGGAGCUGGGACACACCCUGGAAGACAAGGCCCGGACAGCCUUCGACCACAUCAAGAAGAGCGAGAUUCCUGCUAAGACCAAGACCUGGUUUUCAAACGCAUUCAAAAAAGUGCGAGACACAUUUGCAGAUGUUUUCUCCUGAACACCACGAGGGCCAGCCUGCUGUCUUUCGUGGCCUUGCCCCAGCUCCUUGGUCCCAGGAGGGGCCCCUGAAAUUUCCCAUACCCUUGUCCUUGCCCUGAAGACUCCCUCCACGAUGACCAUGUCCCCCCAACCAAUAAAAGGCCUAUGAGAGUC
Molecule: messenger RNA, 524 nt
Organism: Choloepus didactylus (southern two-toed sloth)
Lineage: Eukaryota; Metazoa; Chordata; Mammalia; Pilosa; Megalonychidae
Gene: APOC1
Product: apolipoprotein C1
Exons: 4
Coding region: 103-369 (88 amino acids)
Biological process (GO): negative regulation of lipoprotein lipase activity; very-low-density lipoprotein particle clearance; negative regulation of cholesterol transport
Cellular component (GO): extracellular region; very-low-density lipoprotein particle; high-density lipoprotein particle
Molecular function (GO): phospholipase inhibitor activity; fatty acid binding
Source: RefSeq, a predicted model, not a curated record